AUGAUCCUACUUUGUCCAUCCUUUGCAUUCGCGACGUAUGAGGCGCAGGCACAAACUGGUCGCAGACGUUGCCGCGCGGCGCGGACGAGUUGUCCGUUGGUUGACAAGCGCGAACACCACAGUAUGACGAGGCACGACAGCAAAGGUUAUUCACGUAGAAGACGUUCAAGUGAAGUGAUUGAGGCGGACACAUCGCCAAAGCGCCGCAGGUCAAGUGAGUCGAUGAAUGUCAGCAUUCAAACUGAUAGACCGUUUUCACCAGCAACACUUGCGAGAAAGCUGGAUGAGAUGCGUGCAGAUAUUUUGAAGGAUGCUGUUGAUCAGCUAUCCGCAGUUGAACUCAGAGGCUUUGACGGAAAGGUGGAAACGGAGGAGGAGUACAUGAAACGCCGUGAAGAAGUGCGACGUCAGCUGAGCGAUCCCGAAGCAUUCGACGCAAAUGGAAGAACAGAACUUAACUAUGAUGCAGCUGCGAUUGCUGGGGCAAAACUGUUGAUUGACGAAAAAAGAGCGACUAGAAGCAUGUGUAAGAAGCUCCAUGAAGAUUGCGGUAUAGAAGAGGAUGAAAUCCUGUACAAGCCUCUCCCUUAUGAUGAAGGAAGCGUCUUCCAGUCAGCCAAACUUCUAGCAGAUUCGAGGCAAGCAUCAGUUGUAGAGUCUCUCGUCGACUUCCAAAAACAGAUUAAACUAAAAUCGGAGGUCCUUAAUUGUGUUGCACUAAGAAAUAACGAGGAAAUGUCGAAGUCAGAUGGAAGGUUGACUCGUCGUGCGCGUGAGGAGGAAAUGGAACGCCAGAAGGCCAACGCUAGAGCUGCCAAGCACAAGAAGAAGAAUCUUAUGCGCACUCCAUCGAAGAAUGUCCAGGUUAACCCACUCGACGAUAAAAAGAUAAUUGAAAGGUACGCCUUGGAGGUAGCUUCGGAAGUACGUGACAACCGAAAGCGUCGUCGUAUAGCCCCCGUACCGUUCGAUAUUACUCUACUCGAUGACAUUGAUUACAAUUUCAGCGGUUGUCCUGCAUAA
This is a messenger RNA of Necator americanus (New World hookworm), 1023 nucleotides long. RefSeq lists its product as uncharacterized. The record is from RefSeq and is a predicted model, not a curated record. Bases 1 to 1023 code for a protein of 340 amino acids. The transcript has 10 exons. NCBI's taxonomy places the organism in Eukaryota, Metazoa, Nematoda, Chromadorea, Rhabditida, Ancylostomatidae.